GAAAAGGGUUUUGAAGGGUUGCGAAGCCACAAGAUAAAGAUUUGGUGGAAAAAUUGUUCGCGUUUAGUUAUUUUAGACACUUUUGUCAACCAGAAGUGACGAAAUGGCUGCACAACAUCCUGGUGCACAAAGUGAACCAGGCCCAGCCAGUACGGAUCCUGCCAGUCACAGCACACUCAGGCCAGAUACUGUCAACAAAAAACCAUUAGAACCAGUCUUAGAGGAAGACAAGUUUGUGUCAAACAACGAGGAAACAAACAACCCCAAGAUGAAGGUGUCAUCAGGUAGUGGGAGAAUCACCAAAAUGACAAUAAAGCGGGAAAAUUUUUCUAUAAAUAGUAUAAUGGCUAGACUCUCAAAUAAAGUUAGAGGACAGGAGAAGGGAUUAAGAACUGAAGCUAGCGUCCCACCUGUGGAAGAAGGUUCAAUGCAGGAGAAAGUCAGCAAUGCAACAGCAGUUGCAGGCACUUUGCAGGGAGAGGAGAUUGUAUUCAAUGAGCAGAAAACACACAACUCAAAUAACUUGAACGUGAAGAGAGUACCGGUACCUUCAGGACAGGUCAUGACUAUCAACCAAGAGGGCUACGUGCUGGGGUCACAGGUCACGCCUGUAGUUCAAAGGUCACAUACACCACAGGGGGACCGUACAACCUCUUUAGAGUCUGCUGUUGCCAACUUGGCGGAAACGCUCUCUCGUCCUGUGUCCUCUCAGGGUGAGAGAGUAGGAAACAGGUCUGAUGAGCAGAGCACGUCAGUGGCAGGGACAAAACCUGCCAACAGUGGGUUCCAGUACACAGCAGAAGCAAUCACAGACAGAGCUGCGGCGCUGAAGGUCGGCGACUCCUUCUCCACAUGGUCCGAGUUAAAAGCAGUCCUGGACGAGUUCCAGAGGAUAAAUAAAGUCAGGUUGAGUAAGAGGUACAGUACAACUGUGGAGGCAAGAAACAAGACAUAUUCGGCCUCUGUGAAGAAACAUCCCAGUGAACACGUGUACGCUAACGCCCAUUUUGGAUGUAUACACUCGGGGAAGGCUCGCUGUCGAGGUACUGGGAUCCGGGUGAACCAGUCGACCAUCAAAUUGGAAUGUCCAGCUCGGAUCUACGUGAUAUCGGACCGUGCCCGUCAAAAACUGGUCAUCAAGGCAUUUAACAACAACCACAAUCACGAGUUGACUGACAAGAGAAUUAAGAUCCCCACGCAGCAGUGUUCAUAUGACGACAUGUGUCGUCUUCUCUUCUGCAGUGAACCAGGCCCAGCCAGUAUGGUUCCAACCAGUCACAGCACACUCAGGCCAGAUGCUGUUCUCAAUGAAAAACCAUUAGAACCAGUACUAGAGGAAGACAAGUUUGUGUCAAACGAGGAAACAAACAACCCCAAGAUGGAGGUGUUAUCAGGUAGUGGGAGAAACACCAAAAUAAUGAGAAAGCAGAAGAAUUUUUCUAUAAUGGCUAGACUCUCAAAUAAAGAUAGACAGGAGAAGGGAUUAAGAACUGAAGCUAGCGUCCCACCUGUGGAAGAAGGUUCAAUGCAGGAGAAAGCGAUCGAUAUGAUUUCUGGUAUGCAUGGAGUCAGCAAUGCAACAGCAGUUGCAGGCACUUUGCAGGGAGAGGAGAUUGUAUUCAAUGAGCAGAAAACACACGACUCAAAUAACUUGAACGUGAAGAGAGUACCGGUACCUUCAGGACAGGUCAUGACUAUCAGCCAAGAGGGCUACGUGCUGGGGUCACAGGUCACGCCUGUAGUUCAAAGGUCACAUACACCACAGGAGGACCCUACAACCUCUGUAGAGUCUGCUGUUGCCAACUUGGCAGAAACGCUCUCUCGUCCUGUGUCCUCUCAGGAUGAGAGAGUAGAAAACAGGUCUGAUGAGCAGAGCACGUCAGUGGCAGGGGCAAAACCUGCCAGCAGUGGGUUCCAGUACACCGCAGAAACAAUCACAGACAGAGCUGCUACGCUGAAGGUCGGCGACUCCUUCUCCACAUGGUCCGAGUUAAAAGCAGUCCUGGACGAGUUCCAGAGGAUAAAUAAAGUCAGGUUGAGUAAGAGGAAAAGUGCAACUGUGGAGGCAAGAAACAAGACAUAUUCGGCCUCGGUGAAGAAACAUCCCAGUGAACACGUGUACGCUAACGCCCAUUUUGGAUGUAUACACUCGGGGAAGGCUCGCUGUCGAGGUACUGGGAUCCGGGUGAACCAGUCGACCACCAAAUUGGAAUGUCCAGCUCGGAUCUACGUGAUAUCGGACCGUGCACAGCAAAAACUGGUCAUCAGGGCAAUCAACAACCACCACAAUCACGAAUUGACUGACGAGAUAUUUAAGAUCCCCACACAGCAGUGGUCAUAUGGUUACCCUCCUUCAGAGACCUGUAAGCCUAAAAAGUUGAAGAUGGAUGUGAACAUUUUCAGGCAACAUGUCUACGACACCAGUGGAGAGUUAGCAGCAGUGACAGAUCUCCACAGGUUGAGGUCAAGUCUGGGUUCAGAGGAAACUGAAGUGGACACAGUGUUCCAUGUUCUACAAGAUUUCCUAACAAAACACAAAGGGGGCAAACUAGCCUUUGUUGUCGGCGAUGAUGGUAGUCUAGAGGGGAUUUUCUUGCAGACAUUGCCAAUGGGCACUGCAUUCAGCAACUAUCCAGAGAUUCUCUACCUAGACAGUGCACACAGUAAAAACAUGCACCUCUUCACUGUCAGUGUUGUAGAUGGAGUUGGAACUGCCAUGCAAGCUGGACAUGUUCUUUUCCUUGACCAGACGAAAGCAUCGUCGGUCCGAGCACUGCAGAUGUUCAAGCAGCACUCGCCACAUUAUGGUUCAGUGGCGACUGUAGUUAUCGAUCGGCUGCAGGAUGCGUCCGAAGUAGCCACAGUUGCCCACCAACUGCACGACAAGAUAGUGGUGGUCUGCCACUUCCGUGCAAUGGAAGCCCAGGCUGCUGCAAGCAGCCACUACGUCAAGAACCCAAUCAUCCACGAAAAAGUCCUACACUUGAUCAGAAGGCUAGCCUACUCCACAACUGAAAGGUGCUAUUACGAUGCGUAUGCAGAGCUGUUGGCACUAGAGGGGGCAGAAGAAUUUGGGCAGUAUUUUUUGGAGAGCUGGCACGGUAUACGGACUCUGUGGGUUAAGGUUUGGGUUGCUCCAUAUGCCAACUUAGACUCCCAUGACGAGAGGAGACACGAGACACUGGAUAAGCUCUUGAGAGAAACGGUUGCCCUCUCCCAGCUAGUGAAGAACCUGCUGCUUUCUUCAGCUACUAACUUGAAACAGACGGAUGUCCAGGCCUCCAAUCAACAACUGAAAGCCAUCAAAAAGGCAUACAAGGAAGCAUGCACGGUUGAUGCCAGUAAGCUUAUAUAUGCUCAGCUGUCCCAGGCCAAGUCGGGUAAAUAUAAGAUCACAACAAAAGAAGAUGGUACCUUAUCUGUAAGUACUGUGAACGGCACACACGCUGUCAACAGCACAUGUUCGGAAUGUUCAUGUGGUUGUUCAAAGAGCAUGGGGAUUCCGUGUUCACACAUCUUCGCAGCCAGAAAGAAAAGGGCGUUGGACCUCUUUGACCUGUCGCUGGUGGCAGAAUGCUGGCUUAAGACGAGCAAACCCCACGCCGAAAAGGGGGAACAUCAAGAACCGAACGUGGUUACAUCUGAGGCACUGCUACCUCCAGAACCAAUGUCAAGGGAGGCAAAAUACCAAGAGGUUUUGGAUCUCAGUAAGGAGAUUGCGGAAGUUGUCAGCCUGUGUGGGGAGACAGAGUACAGCCAAUGUCUGCAGCAGAUGCGUUGCCUGCUGAACCACUACAAGUCACAUAAACCAGUACAAGUAACGUGCACCUCCCCUCAAGACAAGGACUGUGUCCCAACAAGUUACAGUCCGCAGGCACUGUCUGCUGAUCAUGAGGUAACAGAGGCUUCAAACUUUUUGCUUCAAGCUAUGCAAGACGGGUAUGAAGUUUGCAGGCCCCUAAGUGAAGAUAAUCCCAUAGGUACCACUAGUACCGGUACUAGUGAUCUUGAAGCUCCGUAUGCUUCACAUGAAAUCACUGUGGUUACAGAGACGACUGACCCCGAUGCUGGUCAGCAUCAGCAGGAAAACAACUGUGCCCCAAGUGAAAACAAGAAGGACAAUCUCAAAGUGACUGAUGACCAUAAGUUACUGCAUGAUUCACAUGAGAUCACUCACUCAGCAGACACUAACAUCAAAGAAAAGACAGACAAGGCCUACCUGCAAACUACAAGUACCUUCAGCAAUGAAGCAAGUAGUAGGUCCAUAUUUAUAGAUGGAGUGAGAGUCAUCACUGUUGGGCCCAAGUUGAGCAGUGAAAAUGUUCAAGCAAUCAAAAAGAAGCUCCAAACAAAUGUAUCUGAGAGUCCAGAGGAUACAGUGAGCAUGAGUGAAUCAUGUCAAACUGUACCGGCAGGUCAGAGAUCGCACCAGGCAUCUCUUAUGGACAGAGAGAAGCAUGUGGGAGUGACUGUUGUUCCCAGGAUUACAGGGGAAAAGAGGCAUGCAGAGAGUGAGAACACUGAGUCCACACAACCUAAAAAGCCAAGAGAUGCUGAUUUUUCAUGACUGUCCCAUUAUGUUAACAUUAGUACAAUGUCAUGUAGUAGUAGUAGUACUAGUAGUAGUAACUGUAGUAGUCAUAGUAGUAGUUUGACUGUAGUAGUCGUGUGUAGUUUACUGUAGUACUGUUACAGUAGUAGUAGUCAGUUCAGUAGUUAGUAGUAGUAGUACCACAUGUAUAAAAGUAGAUUCUAGAUGAUUAUAUUGCAGCGGCAAAAGUCCAUGACAUGGGUGGGCAGCAGUCCACUUGUUUUCAAACCUGGUUAUUUCCAAGUGCCUCUCUCUGUGAGUGGCCAAAGGAAUCUAUUUCCAAUGACUUGUAUGUAUAUUAAAAGACUUUCUAUUAAUAGUGGCCAAGCUACAUCAUGUUGGAAAACAGCUUGAAUUCAUGUAAAAUCCACGCUACUGCAUCCAGUACUUUAAUGUAUACGGUAUAGAUUGUAUAUCACAAUAUCAGGGCUCGAAAUACUUAAGUACCCAUGUGCAAUGUGCAAAAUGCAGUCAUGAGUUUCAGUAUUUGCACUUAAAAAUAUUUUGAAUGUGCAAUUUUGCACCUAGAGCAGGAGGGGGGCACUUUGCAGGCAAAGAAGCAAAAAUUAACCAUAUGUUAUUUUUAUAAGCAGUAUAUUUUACUUUACAAAUUGUGCGCGAUAAUCAAGUCUUUUUCUUGAAUGUUGAAACAUCAUGCAAAUAACACAAACAAGGAAGGUCAGUUUAAUUCAUUGUGGGCUUGCAAAUUUUUGGUAGGAUCCUUCGCACUGAGAAAAGAAAUAGUGUAUACCACUUUCAAACCACCUGGAAUACAGUUGUAGACUGCCUAGAUAUAAUUUUGCACAUAAAGUUUAAUUUUUCAAAUUGCACCUAAAAUUUUUGCACGUACCUGAAAAAAUUAUUGCGAGCCCAGUAUAUGCUGUACAAAAAGUACACAAACUGAAUGAAGAUAACAUCAUAUCUGGUAUUCUAACACUCUCAUAUUGUUAUGAUUAGUUAGGUAGGACUAAUGGUCGCUAUGUCAGGACAGAAUUUGUUUAAACUGUUGUUAAACAGUGAUUUUGAGCUUGUCAAACCUGGCAUAAACUGCUUUUUAGAAUACAUGUAGUACAUGUAUAUUGUGAAUAAACAUAUCU
Molecule: messenger RNA, 5688 nt
Organism: Branchiostoma belcheri (Belcher's lancelet)
Lineage: Eukaryota; Metazoa; Chordata; Leptocardii; Amphioxiformes; Branchiostomatidae
Exons: 4
Coding region: 104-4567 (1487 amino acids)
Molecular function (GO): zinc ion binding
Source: RefSeq, a predicted model, not a curated record